Molecule: messenger RNA, 1020 nt
Organism: Penicillium nucicola
Lineage: Eukaryota; Fungi; Ascomycota; Eurotiomycetes; Eurotiales; Aspergillaceae
Exons: 2
Coding region: 1-1020 (339 amino acids)
Biological process (GO): secondary metabolic process
Source: RefSeq, a predicted model, not a curated record
AUGGUAUCCCUACCCGAUGUCCAAUUCUCAAACACCCAGAUCGCCAAGCUCCCAGACCUAGUUGCUGUCUUCAUAGGCGCAACGAACGGAAUCGGCGAAGCAACCCUCAAAGAAUUCGCCCGCUCAGCCAAACGUCCUCGCACAUACUUCGUGGGCCGGUCCCAAGAAGCCGCGAUCCGCAUUACAGCCGAAUGCCGACAGAUCAAUCCGGACGGCGAAUAUACCUUCAUCCAAGCAGAUUUGAGUCUCAUCCGAAACGUUGACGAUGUAUGUCGGGAGAUCCAAAGAAGAGAGAAGAGGAUCAAUCUUCUUUUCCUUAGUUGCGGGAGCAUCAAGUCUGGGUCUGAUACAUCGGAGGGUCUUAAUAUCAUGCUUGCAACACAGUAUUACGCACGCAUCCGGUUCGCUAUGAACUUGCUGCCGCAGAUUCAAGCUGCGAGUGGUCUCCGGCGUGUUAUUAGUGUGCUGGCGGGUGGACACGAAGGACCAAUUCACGAGGAUGAUUUCCAAGCCAGGAAAAUGAAUAUCUUGAGUCUGCGUGGACAUGUUGUUUCGAUGACCGAUAUGGCAUUUGAGAAUCUGGCGGCGCAAGCGCCGGAGGUCAGCUUUAUUAAUGACUAUCCUGGUACGGUGAAGACGGGUCUUCAUCGUGAAGCGGAGGGAUUUCUGAUGACGCUCAUGGUAUGGGUUUUGGCGAUUAUUGGGCCUUUUCUCUAUAUUCCUAUUAAGGAGUCUGGAGAAAGACACUUGUUCUUUGCGACGAGUGCUCAGUAUCCGGCGCGUUUAGGUGAAGAUGGCGUUGGGGUUCCCUUGGUGGAUGGGCUUGAGGUUGCCAAUGGGCUUGAUGGGAAGGCUGGGAGUGGUGUUUAUAGUAUUCAUUGGUCUGGAACUCAUUCUGGUGAGAAGGUUGUCAGGUUGGUGGAAUCGCUGAGGGGACAGGGAAUGGUUGAGAAGGUAUGGGAGCAUACUGUUGGCGAGUUUAAGAGGAUUACGGAUAUGAGGAGACACCGGGAAGACUGA